Andrographis paniculata is the source of this 1910-nucleotide messenger RNA. Its product is annotated as pentatricopeptide repeat-containing protein At2g44880. Gene Ontology annotation, molecular function: RNA binding; protein binding. The record is from RefSeq and is a predicted model, not a curated record. The transcript is spliced from 2 exons. Gene Ontology annotation, biological process: RNA modification. Bases 98 to 1783 code for a protein of 561 amino acids. Lineage: Eukaryota; Viridiplantae; Streptophyta; Magnoliopsida; Lamiales; Acanthaceae.
AGCCAGCCCAACUCCGAAAUAUAUCAUAAUUCAGGGACUUAAAAUUGAAAUUUGUCUUAUAUAUAUACGAUUUAAUGUAGUCCAUAUUUCAAAAAAUAUGUUUUAUUCUGUUCCCACCAAACACAACCUACCUCAACUCCACGCCUUCAUCCUCCGCCACGCCCACGCCAUCGGUUCCAACCUCACUUUCCACUGCAACACCAUUAUCAAGUCCCUACUCACUUCUGCCCACUUCCCCAAAGCUAUUGCUCUCUACGCCCAUCUCAGGAGGACUGCAUACUUCGUCCCCGACAAUUUCACCUUCUCCACCCUCGCCAAGUGUUGCGGACUCAAUUCCUCCUUCUCCCAUGGCGUUGGGAUUCAUGGCCAGGCUUUAAGGCUCGGAUUCGCCGCCUCCAAUCUGUACGUCGCCACUUCAUUGGUCGACAUGUAUGGGAAAUUUGGGCGGAUGAAUUGCGCGCGGAAGGUGUUCGACGAAAUGCGCGAGAGGAGUUCCGUGUCCUGGACGGCAUUGGCCGCCGGGUACGUGAGGAUAGGCAAUAUGGCCUCCGCCAGGGAGGUUUUCGAGGCGACGCCGCCGGAGGAGAGGGAUACGGCGGCGUAUAAUGUCAUGGUCGAUGGUUACGUAAAAUGUGGCAUGAUGGAUGCUGCGAGAGAGAUGUUCGAUGUGAUGCCGGUGAAGAAUGUGGUGUCGUGGACGACGAUGAUCGGUGGCUGUUGUAGCAAUGGCGACGUCGAGGGAGGGAGGGCGCUGUUCGACACAAUGCCGGCGAGGAAUUUGUGCUCGUGGAAUGCGAUGAUCGGAGGGUAUAGUUGGAACGGGAGGCCAGAUGAGGCGGUGGCAUUGUUUCGGGAGUUGGUGGCCGGAGGAGUGUGGGAGCCGGACAAUGUGACCGUUGUGAGCGUGCUUCCUGCCGUGGCGGAUUUGGGCGCGCUCGAUGUCAGGGAUUGGGUUUACGCGUUUGUGAAGAGGAAAAAACUCGAUGAGUUGGCGAAUGUUGUGACGGCUUUGGUUGAUACGUACGCCAAAUGCGGGGAGAUCGAGAAGGCGAGGAGUAUUUUCGACGAAGCGCGGGGAAGAAAGACGUGCACGUGGAACGCUUUAAUUAACGGAUUGGCGCUCAACGGGCGCGCCAAGGAGGCGCUACGAGUGUUCCGCGAGAUGCGAACGAAGGGUUUCGAGCCAAACGAGAUUACAAUGCUUGGUGUAUUGUCGGCUUGUAGCCACGGCGGGUUAGUUGAGGAAGGAAAACGAUGGUUUGACAAGAUGGGCGAGUUCGGUCUAGCUCCUAAAAUCGAGCAUUAUGGUUGCAUGGUGGAUCUUUUGGGUAGGGCCGGGCGUUUGGUCGACGCCGAGAGAUUAAUCAAGGCCAUGCCUUACGAGGCGAACGGGAUCGUGUUGAGUUCUUUCCUAUUCGCGUGCGGUUACAACAAUGACGUGCCUCGAGCUGAGAAGGUCGUGAAGAAGGUGAUUGAUUUGGAGCCGAGCAACGAUGGGAACUAUAUAAUGUUGAGGAAUUUAUACGCUUCGGAAAAAAGAUGGCGAGACGUGGACAAGAUCAAAAGGCUGAUGGUGAUCAACGGGGCGAAGAAGGAGGUCGGGCGUAGCGCCGUUGAGAUUGACGACGUGGUUUUCGAGUUUGCGGCUGGGGACGAUGCGCGUCGGAAGAAUAAGAAUUGGCAUUGGCAUAAUAAUUUGGCGCGGAGGAUUAUGGAUCAGUUGAAAAUACACAUGAUGGCGAAGAACUACUCACUGGAGGCAGACUUCUUCAAAAGCCUCUGAGAACCUGGAGAGCAAACUCAUCAAUCGAUGACUUUGGCGCUGCUCUUUCCUCUAGUUCUUGGAUUUGGAUUGUGCAGCUGUGCCCGGAGAAUUAUUGAUACUUUGCCCACCCGACUUUUGCACUAGC